Dictyostelium discoideum AX4 is the source of this 210-nucleotide messenger RNA. RefSeq names its product subunit of anaphase promoting complex (gene cdc26). NCBI's taxonomy places the organism in Eukaryota, Evosea, Eumycetozoa, Dictyosteliales, Dictyosteliaceae. Gene Ontology annotation, cellular component: anaphase-promoting complex; nucleus. Gene Ontology annotation, biological process: anaphase-promoting complex-dependent catabolic process; protein ubiquitination. The coding region runs from base 1 to 210 and encodes 69 amino acids. The transcript has a single exon. The record is from RefSeq and is a predicted model, not a curated record.
AUGAUAAAUAGAAAACCAACAAGAAUUGAAUUAAAUAUGGAAGAUAUUGAAGAGUAUGAACAACUAAAAAAAGAACAAACUAAUUCAUAUAAACAACAGCAACAACAACAACAACCAACUACAAUUUCAACCCCAAAACAAUACCCACUCUUAAACACUACCCAACCACCAAAGAAAACUACUGCCCAAAUCAUUGGUUAUGAUCAAUAA